Messenger RNA from Catharus ustulatus (Swainson's thrush), 3169 nucleotides. RefSeq names its product beta-1,4-galactosyltransferase 3-like. The transcript is spliced from 6 exons. Gene Ontology annotation, biological process: carbohydrate metabolic process. The coding region runs from base 1611 to 2663 and encodes 350 amino acids. NCBI's taxonomy places the organism in Eukaryota, Metazoa, Chordata, Aves, Passeriformes, Turdidae. Gene Ontology annotation, molecular function: glycosyltransferase activity. The record is from RefSeq and is a predicted model, not a curated record.
UAGCCGCACUUCCGGGUUUCCACCAAAAUUUGUGUCAAAUUGCUGCGGCUUGUAUUCGUGAAAUUACUGUAGGUAUGGAUUUAUUCAGUGCUGAGGUGCAUGGGGGAUAGCUCCUCCAAAAACAUGCACACCUUUGGUGACCUGCGCCUCUCCUUUUAUUCUCUACAAACUAGGAAUACACAAUUCACCUAAUACAUGUUUAUUGCCUCUCCCCGCUUCAUAUGGAAAUCACUUUCACGCCUCUUUUCGACUGCGCAUUGCUCCUUUUAGGUUGCUCUGGCAGACGUCUGGGGGUCUUUAGGAUGAAGUAAAUAGUUUUCCUCUCAGUUUGAACUUUUCACCUUGCCUCCUUGCCUAUGCUCUCUUUUUAGUCCUUCGUUCAUGUUCCGGAGUUUGAUAUCAGUUUUCCUGGUCUCAGGAGUCUGAGGACCCCCUUAUCCUGUGGUGUCUUUGUCCUUGCAUCCUGUUUGAACAUUCCAGCCCUUGACCCAACCUUGUAGCCUUGCUCUCCUCCUGUUCUUGUAAGCACCUUAAAUUAUAGCAAACAAUACAGUUUUCUCAGUCCCCUUUUUAGUCAAAGCAUUUCUUGAUGCUUGAUUCUUAAUUCUCAAUUUCUCUAUUUCAUUAGUAUCUGUAAAAUGCUAAUUGCAUUUAAGCAAAAGGGGGCACAUGAGAGCAGGCAGUGAGUGACAGCAAAAUCUAAGCCCCAUUUCUUUACAAAAUCAGCCAGAGAAGAGAAGGGCAUAAAAGCUGAAAUUUUUCAGGGCAGCAUGGCUGUGGCAGGAGGCCUCUCAGUGGCCAGGCUGCUGUGGUCCCUUUGGCACUGGCUGAGGUGUAUCCAUUCCAUAGAAUCACAUAAUCCAUCAGUUUGGAAAAGUCCUCUGAGAUUAUCGAGUCCAACCUAUGACCGAAUACUACCAUGAAAAGUAGCCCAUGGCACUGAGUGCCACAUCCAGUCUUUCCUUACACACCUCCAAGGAUGGAAACUCCACCACCUCCCUGGGCAGUCCAUUGCAAUGUCUACAUUUCCAUUCAUCUCUCCCUGACCAGUUUACUAAUCAAUUUAAAGUGGAGACAGCAGUCGGCUGUUGACCGAGGAGACAACACGGGACGCAGUACAGCAGCCGCCCCAUCUUUCUUGCACCUCGCCCACAGCGGCGGCCGCUGAGGGAAGGGGAGAAAGAACUACAUCUCCCAGCAUGCCGCGCGGCAGCACGGCCCGGCCGAGGUCCGCCCUGCCCCGCCCUGCAUUCUGGGAGCUGUAGUCUCGCCGGAAGUCAGGCAGGGGAGGGCGGGUGUUGCGUCUCUGCUACAGCGAGCCCGUGCCGCUUCCCCGGAGCUCUGAGCGGGGGUGGUUUUGGACAGCUCGUUCCCUCCUCCAGGCUGCCUGGCACAUCUCGCACCGGGAAGGGGACGUCUGGCUUUCGGCGUCCUGACGAAGCCUAGCUAGGGGAGCACUCUGCCGCUUCAGAAAGUUGGAGGAGAAGGAGGGAGAGGAGGAGGAGAAGGAGAAGGUCUGCAAGGCGAUGUAGCCCAGAACGUGGAACGACAGCCCAUGGAAGGCAAUUCAUCUCCUCACCGCCCUGAUCCUGGAGCAUGGGCUAAAAACUAUGUUCGUCUCUCGCAUGGAAAGUCAUUGUUUCCUGCUGUUUGUAUUUGUCUUCCAAGCAAUAUUUGUCCUGAUCCUCUACCGAGGUGGACCUUCGAAUGUGUUUCGCGGGUUUUUAGAGUCGCCUCGGGUGGCGGAUUACUCGAAGCCCCAUGAUGUGUACACAAACCUCAGCUUGUUCACCCGAGUUCCCGAUGAGGACACGAUGCAGUACUGCUCAGCGCAGUCCCCAGUCCUGGUUGGUCCAUUAACCAUCACCUUCAGGGUGCUCCCUAGUGAAAGGAUGAUCAUGGAAAGAAAUCCUUUUGUUCAGUCUGGUGGCCACUACAAGCCACCUCACUGCUUUGCUCGCUACAAAUCUGCCAUCCUUGUGGUCUACAGGAACCAGGAGAAGUACCUUCAUCAUCUUCUCUACUAUAUCCAUCCUUUCCUGCAGCGCCAGCAGCUCAGUUACACUAUCUACCUGAUUCAGCAGGUGGGGACUGGCUCAUUUAACCGAGCAAAGCUGCUUAAUGUUGGUGUCCGGGAAGCCAUGAAGGAUGAAGAGUGGGACUGCCUUGUCCUACAUAAUAUUAACCUGGUGCCUGAAAAUGAUUAUAACCUCUACAUUUGUGAUGAAUAUUAUCCCAAGCACAUGGCCAGUGCCAUGGAUAAGUUUCAGUACACUCUGCCAUACAAGUCCUUUUUUGGGGGCGUCUCUGCUCUGACUCCAGAACAUUACAUGAAGAUUAAUGGGUUUCCCAACACGUACUGGGGCGAUGGUGGUGAAAAUGAUGACAUUGCUACAAGGAUUCACUUAGCAGGAAUGAAAAUAGUCCGGACAUCACCUCACCUUGGACGCUACCAAGUGAUAGACUACAAUGAAGAGACAGAGAUCCAAGAGCCUUGGAGAAGGUAUUCUUCCUCCCUCAGGCCUCCUUCCCGACACAAGACCAGAAAAACAUGGAAAACUGAUGGAAUGAAUACAUUACAGUUCAGGCUCCUUUCCAGGACUAAGCACCCUCUUUAUACCAAGAUCACUGUGGACAUUGGCUAUGUCCCCCCAUUUUCUUAAGAGACUGACAACAAAAGCAGAGGCUGGGUGCCACAUAGGCAAUCAGUCAAAAACUCCCACCUUCCUGUGGAGUGCCCCACCUGAGAUUAACCCUUUUGCCUUUUACUUUUCUUCAGACUGUUUCAAAUUUAGAACAGGCUCCAGAAACAGGGUAUGAGAGCCACUCAACAGUCUAUGGCUUAUCAUAAAAAUUGUCCAAAUUACUGUAAAACUGACUCCUGAGCUAUCUCUCUGUAACAGUAAACUGAUCCAAGUUUUCUGGAACCUUUGUGUCCUUUGUAGCUGGAUAGCUCUGUCCUGCUUUAUAUUUAAGUGUUAAUUGGGAUGCAAGCUAUUCUGUUGGAUUGGCCUCUGACAUGUUGGAUUCUGAGAAGGUGUUGAAGCCAGUUACAGUUCUAUAAAUACCUUUUGUGAAUUUGAGUAAAAUAGAGUUAUGUGUUUGGCUUAAGAGUACUGAAUAAGAGUGUAAUAAAAGAGAAAGUUGCCCUGAAACCAGACAAACCAGA